Molecule: messenger RNA, 1974 nt
Organism: Oryza brachyantha (malo sina)
Lineage: Eukaryota; Viridiplantae; Streptophyta; Magnoliopsida; Poales; Poaceae
Product: ruvB-like 2
Exons: 2
Coding region: 140-1573 (477 amino acids)
Biological process (GO): chromatin remodeling; regulation of transcription by RNA polymerase II; box C/D snoRNP assembly
Cellular component (GO): Ino80 complex; R2TP complex; Swr1 complex
Molecular function (GO): DNA helicase activity; ATP binding; ATP hydrolysis activity
Source: RefSeq, a predicted model, not a curated record
UUCAUCCUAUCCAAACCCGCUUCUCCUGGGGGGCAAAACCCUAGAGCUCGUUCGCCCCUCCCCCGCCUUAAACCUUCUCCUCCUCUCCUUUGCUCUUGAGAAGCGAAAAGCACCUCAGCGGCGGCGGCGAGUGGUGGCCAUGGCGGAGCUGAAGGGGCUGUCGGAGAGCCGCGACCUGACUCGGAUCGAGCGCAUCGGCGCGCACUCCCACAUCCGGGGGCUGGGCCUGGACUCCUCGCUCGAGGCCCGCGACGUCUCGGAGGGGAUGGUCGGGCAGCUCCCCGCGCGCCGCGCCGCCGGGCUCAUCCUGCAGCUCAUCCGCCAGGGGAAUAUCGCCGGCCGCGCCGUGCUCAUCGCCGGGCAGCCCGGCACCGGGAAGACCGCCCUCGCCAUGGGCAUCGCCAAGUCCCUCGGCGCCGAGACGCCCUUCGCCUCCGUCGCCGCAUCCGAGCUCUUUUCCCUCGACCUCUCCAAGACCGAGGCACUCACCCAGGCCUUUCGCCGCUCUAUCGGCGUCCGCAUCAAGGAGGAGGCGGAGAUAAUCGAGGGUGAGGUCGUUGAAAUCUCAAUUGACCGCCCUGUCUCAGCGGCAGUUGCCAGCGGCAGCUCCGCGCCUUCUGGUGUUGUCGCGGCUGGGAAGACUGGGCGGCUCACGCUAAAGACGACGGACAUGGAGACGGUGUAUGAGCUCGGCGGCAAGAUGAUUGAGGCCCUGGGGAAAGAGAAGGUCCAGAGCGGGGAUGUGGUUGCACUUGACAAGGCCUCUGGGAAGGUGACCAAGCUUGGCCGCUCAAUUGGGAGGUCGCGGGAUUACGAUGCUGUUGGCCCUCACACCAAGUUCGUGAAGUGCCCUGAGGGUGAGCUCCAGAAGCGCAAGGAGGUCGUGCAUUGCGUCACCUUACAUGAAAUUGAUGUCAUCAAUAGCCGGACACAGGGUUUUCUUGCACUUUUCACUGGUGACACUGGUGAAAUUCGUGCAGAGGUUCGGGAGCAGAUUGAUACAAAAGUUGCUGAAUGGAGAGAGGAAGGGAAGGCUGAGAUUGUGCCUGGAGUCCUUUUUAUUGAUGAAGUCCACAUGCUAGAUAUUGAAUGCUUCUCCUUCCUAAACCGUGCACUGGAAAAUGACAUGGCUCCAAUCCUAGUCGUUGCAACAAAUCGAGGGAUCACGUCCAUACGUGGAACAAACUACCGAUCACCACAUGGUAUACCACCUGAUUUCCUUGAUCGGCUCUUAAUCAUCACGACACAGCCUUACACAGAGGAUGAUAUCCGGAAGAUCUUAGACAUCAGGUGUGACGAAGAAGACGUGGAAAUGUCUGCAGAUGCCAAGGUUUUGCUCACAAAGAUUGGAGUGGAGACCUCCCUGAGGUAUGCGAUCCACCUGAUCACUUCGGCUGCGCUAUCUUGCCAGAAACGCAAGGGUAAGAUUGUGGAGAUGGAGGAUAUAAGCCGGGUCUACCAGCUAUUCCUGGACGUCAAGAGAUCGACACAGUACUUGAUGGAGUAUCAGAGCCAGUACAUGUUCAAUGAGGUGCCAGGGGAAGCAGAUGGGGACGAUGCCAUGCAGUCAUAGACGGAUACUGUUACAGACAAACCUGGUUGGUUUUACGGCUCACUAUGGCUACUUAUUUCUCCUCUAGAUGAAUAGUGUUAAGCUUAAUAUGAGUUACCCAAGCAUUGCUUUGUGGUAUUGUGGAUGCAGUGGGCUAUGUUAGUUUUGUAGCUAGAUUUCACAAUUGAAUGUAUCUUGUCUCGUUUCAUUUCGUUUGAGAGCAGUGGUUCGUAAUUUCUUUGUUGCACUACAGUAUGUGUACUGUUGUGGUAAUAUCUUGGUUACUAAUGAGUAACGACAUCGCAAUCAGUUCAAUAGGCCAGCCUAGGUAACGAGGUAAGCACCAAGCUAUGUUGUUCAAUGUUCACUUUGUGUCACAAACUGCAGUCUGGGCCGUCUCCUACAUUUUUGUUAAAAGGUCA